UUUGUUGCGAUGCUUCAAUAAUAAAUAAUUUAUUUUGCAUCUGCGCGCUCUACGCGAUUCGAGCAUGCGCUCUCCCAUUUGAGUCAAGGUGCGAAAUUACCAGCACCGAUAGUCAACAAGAGGUGAAAGCCUCUUCCGAAGCCUUAGAGAAGGUCAGCUUGGCACAAAGCGUUAGAAACGGGACUCACCUCAAACGGAGCUAGACGCAUGCGUGUUCGUACCGAUCGCCCCCCUCGGUCGGAAUGCGUCAAUACACCCUAUUACAAGAAUACAGGGUGCAAUUCGUGUUAAAGGCAGCGUUUGCUUAGAUUCAGUGUUCAGGUGUUCAGUGACGUAUGGACCGGGUGGUGGAAUGAGCUCGCCGAAGCUAAAUGAAAGAUGUCCAAGUCGGAUGAGCAAUGGAAAAAAACUCUUGAACGGCGACUCGAAAGAGGACUCCUUGGAUAAUUCCAUACGGGAGUCGAUAAAAUCUGAUCGACCUGGUAAGGGCGAGGAGGAUUGCCGCCGUCGAACCAUUAUAGUCGAGAAGAAAAAUGGCAGCUACGGGUUCACGCUACAGAGUUACGGCAUCCAUUAUAAGAAGGAACAAGAGAUAGAAGUGAUAACGUAUGUGGAUCACGUGGAGCCGGACGGUCCGGCGGCCGGGGCCGGGAUGAGAGAGGGCGACGUCAUCCUCUCCAUCAACGGCGUCGACGUGGAGAGAGCGGACCACACCGCCAUCGUCACAGCCAUCAACUCCUGCGACUCCCGCAUGCGGAUCGUCGUCAUAUUCGAGGACUGCGUGCGGAAAGUCGAGCUCCACCUCAAGUACAUAAACAUACAACGAGCCAUACAAACGAAAAUGAGGGAACUCGAGCAGCUCACGAUAAGAGAGAGACAAGUCUUCGACGGCAACUGGAAGACCCACAGUCUCCCGUCGCAGAAGAAGAAAACGUCCCCGUCCGACAUCAUCUCCGAUUCCGAGGAGAAUAUCACCAGCGACGUCAACGGCGGCUACUGCCGACCGACGCUGUCUAGCGAAAAUGUAACUGCUGCGAAACCACCGCAAACCAGUGUGUUCAUGUAUCAAUAUCUCGAUCCACGAUAUGGAGCCUGCAUCAUCCAGCCGAAUAUGCACACCGGCAGCUUCGUAAUCACGGUUGGAUCUCCUCGCAACAGAGGCGACUGCCAUCAUUACGUAGUAAAGACGUCCAGUGAAUAUCAUAGAGCUUCCGAAGUUUACAAGCCAGCGAAUAGUAAACAUGUGAAAACGCACAGAAACAGCCACAGCCACGGGUGCGCUCCCUGCAUGCCCGCUUACAACAACCAGGACGCGAACAGUUUAGAAGCAUACGAUCUAGCCAGUCCGUGUUGCGAUCCACACUGCGUCCCCAACUCCAGAAAGAAAGUGCGCCGCAAAAAGGAAUGUUCUAAACGAAAAGACAAAUGUCAACAAGUCGAUAAAUCAACACAGAAGAUCGAGGGUUGUUCACACUCACAUACGAAGAAAAUUUGUAGCACCGGGCAAUGCUCUAGUCGGUACCGAUACUUGACUACGGAGUCCACACAAACUAGUCAAUGUAGUCUUCAGUCGUAUGCAACGAGUAAUGUUACAGUCGCUUGCGAAAAUUCCGCUUCAAGCUACAGCACUUCAUUGAGUAGUGACACUCUAUUUUGGGAUAACGAUCGAUCUGAAGCCAAGUCAUCUCCUAAAAUUCAGUACCAGAGUUCACAUCAGCACGUGAAGCCAAAGUCUUGGGACAACUUAGCAACAAAAGCGAUCGGCGGUUACGGAUUCGGUUAUGGAUAUCUGGACACGAGCACGAAGCAUUCGAAUAGAUCAAAGAGUCACGGUCGCACCCACACGGGUCGGAGCUCGCAUAAUCAUCACGAGCAUCAGCACUACGUCCAGGAAAAGCAUGUUCAUCGUCAGAGUGGGACACCACACCACUACCCCGUCUAUCAAAGAAGCCACAGUCACUGUCCCCCGACUAAGUCCACGGAGAGUUUGAUCGUUAUUCCCAAAUACCAACUGGAAAGCAGCGGAUCCGAAAGUAGAUUAGCUUGCGACUGCGUGGACUCUAUAGAGUACUACAGACGGGGUCCAUCUAAAAGUACCGGCGAACAGCAUUCGGGAUACUAUUCACAACGCUUCGUUUACCCUUCCCAUACAUAUAAGAAGAAAGAUUCAAAUGUUAGCUCAGAAAUAACUAGGUUAUAAACAUUUGUUAUGCUCAAAUUGGCGCCUAAUUUUUCCAUUAAAACCAUUUUAAGUGGUUAAGUAAUAAGAUUUUUACAUCGAUAGUAAUAGGAUUGAAACGUGAAACAAUAAUUUUGGAUUUAGAAAAAUAUUAAUCAUGACAUACUGUUCAAUUGUAAUAUUAUUGUAGAUGGGUUUGAUAUAUACGCACAAUUUUUCUCCAUCUUAACGAGGUGG
Messenger RNA from Aricia agestis (brown argus), 2416 nucleotides. RefSeq lists its product as uncharacterized. NCBI's taxonomy places the organism in Eukaryota, Metazoa, Arthropoda, Insecta, Lepidoptera, Lycaenidae. The transcript is spliced from 3 exons. Bases 353 to 2200 code for a protein of 615 amino acids. Gene Ontology annotation, molecular function: protein binding. The record is from RefSeq and is a predicted model, not a curated record.